Molecule: messenger RNA, 4434 nt
Organism: Sus scrofa (pig)
Lineage: Eukaryota; Metazoa; Chordata; Mammalia; Artiodactyla; Suidae
Gene: ZNF274
Product: zinc finger protein 274
Biological process (GO): regulation of transcription by RNA polymerase II; embryo development
Cellular component (GO): nucleus
Molecular function (GO): RNA polymerase II transcription regulatory region sequence-specific DNA binding; DNA-binding transcription factor activity, RNA polymerase II-specific
Source: RefSeq, a predicted model, not a curated record
CUCUGCAUUUCCGCCUCAGCCCCGCCCACGCUCCCUUUCUCCACUUCCGGCCCUCCCCACGCGUGGUCGCCCAUAUGUCAGGGCACGGCUCCUUCCUGGCCUGCGUUGCCGUCCUCGCCGGUGCUGCAGCCCAGUCGCUUGACGGGUCCAGCCCGAGGCCUUCUCUAGCCCAGCGGGACUACUAGGGCGCCCUUCCGUCGCCCGGGCUUCGCGUGCCACCCAGAGUUGGCCCGCCAAGAUGGCCGUCGCCUGCAAGGUGGGGGCGCGCCCCGCCGCGGGGGUGUCUGGGAGUUGUAGUCCGGACCGGCGCGCUGACGCACUUCGCCACGGACCGACGGGCGCCAUAGUGCGCCGCGCGCGGGGUGAGUGCGGCGCCAAAACCGCGCCCGUCGGGGACUCUGUUCCAGGCCGGCUCUGCAGGGCAAGCCCAGCCGCAGCCCCCAUUUCGCCAAACACAAGAGGAGCUCAGAACCACCUCGCCUGCCGUCCUUCCGCCGCGGGGCCUGAAGGGGCAGUGGGGGUCGGGGACUUGGGGCCCAAAAGAUGCGGGGACCGGGCGGGCCGUCCCCCCUCAGGGCUCGUGAAGGGACUCUGCCCACUCCCCCGAGACACCUCCAGGAAGAGGAAGGCAUGGCUUCCGGGCUUCCGACGGCCUGGUUCCCUGAACCAGUGACUUUUGAAGAUGUGACGCUGGGUUUUACCCCAGAAGAGUGGGGAAUGCUGGACCUUGAACAGAAGUCCCUGUACAGGGAGGUGUUGCUGGAGAACUACAGGAACCUGGUCUCAGUGGAGCAUCAGCUUUCCAAGCCAGAUGUGGUAUCUCAGUUAGAGGAGGAGGAAGAGCUCUGGUCGGUGGAGAGAGGAAUUCCUCAAGACACCUUUUCAGAGUGUCCUGAGGCUCAUCUGGACCCUCAAUUCGAUCCUUUUCCUGCUGAGAGUCCCCUGAUGAAGAUCGAGGUCGUCGAAGUCCUCACACUGAACCAGGAGGCGGCUCGUCCGCGGAACGCCCAGAUCCGGGCCCUCUAUGCUGAAGACGAGGCCCUGAGCCCAGGCAUCCUCAGGGAGCCCACUCAGCAUCUGGAUACGCAUCCAGCUGACCCUGAGACCGCUCGACAGCGGUUCCGGGAGUUCCGCUUUGAGGAAGCGGCUGGGCCCCGCGAGGCCCUUGCCCGGCUGCGGGAGCUGUGCCGCCAGUGGCUGCAGCCCGAGAUGUACUCUAAAGAGCAGAUGCUGGAGCUGCUGGUGCUGGAGCAGUUCCUGGACUUGCUGCCCGGGAAACUGCGGAUGUGGGUGGCGUCGCAGCACCCAGCAGACUGCCAGGAGGCAGUGGCCCUGGUGGAGGAUGUGACCUGGAUGUCAGAGGAGGAGGCACUGCCCACCCAGGGCCCCGGCAGCUCUCUCCAGACCACAGCGCAGCACGAGGAGGACGUGGCCUCUUGGCCAGCGAAGGCACCGCCUGAGGCCCCAGCCCGUGCCUGCAAGCAGACCCCCAAAGCCGGGGCACCCCCAGCACAGCGGACUCUGUUGGAGUGUCCCCACCAAGGACUCCCUGCCCCUCUGGCUGGGACACGAAGUGUGACAUUGCAGGAACCCGUGACCUUCCUGGACGUGGCCGUGGACUUCAGCAGGGAGGAGUGGGGGCUGCUGGAGCCGACGCAAAGGACCGAGUACCACGACGUGAUGCUGGAGACCUUGGGACACCUGGUCUCCGUGGGCUGGGAGACAACCCUGGAGAGCAGCCGGCUGGCUGCGCCGAUGCUCGGCGCCCCCGAGGAAGAACCGGCCCGAGACCUGCAAGUGGAGGAGGCCUCCGGGGCCGCCUCGGGAGCCGCCCUGCCGGCCGGGGCCCCGGGGGGCUCGGACUCCGCGGCGGUGCCCGUGGCGCCCCCCCAGGAAGCGCCCCUGCCCGGGAAGCCGCGCAGAGCAGGCCCCGCCGCUGCCGCCCCGGCCGGCCCUGGGCCCAGCACAGGCCGCGGCUCCCUUCGGCCCGCGCUGCCUCGGAAGGGCCCGCACCGGCGUGGCCCGCGGGUUCGGACCGGGCCGCAGGCUCCGUGUGCGCGGCUGUCGCAGCAGGGCGGCGGGGGCGGCGGCCCGCAGGUUACGUUCACGCGCAUCCGCAGAGGCAGCCAGGUGUGCAGGUGCAGCGAGUGUGGCAAGACCUUCAGCAACCCCCGCUACUUUUCGGUGCAUAAGAAGAUCCACACGGGCGAGAAGCCGUACGCGUGUCAGGCCUGCGGCAAGGCCUUCGUGCAGAGCUCCUCCCUCACGCAGCACCAGCGGGUGCACACCGGGGAGCGGCCCUUCGAGUGCCCGCAGUGCGGGAGGACCUUCAACGACCGCUCGGCCAUCUCCCAGCACCUGCGGACCCACACGGGGGCCAAGCCAUACCCCUGCCGGGACUGCGGCAAGGCCUUCCGCCAGAGCUCGCACCUCAUCAGGCAUCAAAGGACCCACACGGGGGAGCGCCCCUACGCCUGCGGCAAGUGCGGCAAGGCCUUCACCCAGAGCUCGCACCUCAUCGGGCAUCAGAAGACCCACAGCGCGAAGGAAGCCUCUGAGUGUAAUCAAUGUGGGAAAUGCUUCAGUUGGAGUCCUCACUUUGUUACUCAUCAGAGGACUCACACUGGUGAGAAACACCAGGGAUGUCAUAAGUGUGAAAAGUCUUUUAACCGGAAUUCUCACCUUGCUGAACAUGAAAGAAUCCAUAUUACCAGAAAGAAGCCAUAUGCUUGUAAUCAGUGUGGAAAAUCUUUCAGCUGUUGCUCCAAGCUUGUUGUACACCAGAGGACACACACUGGAGAAAAGCCCUAUGAAUGUACUCAGUGUGGAAAGUCUUUCAGCCAGAGCUAUGACCUUGUUGUACACCAGAGGACACACACUGGAGAAAAGCCCUAUGAAUGUAAACAGUGUGGGAAAUCCUUCACCCAGAGUUCCAAACUUCUUAGACAUCAGCGAACUCACACUGGAGAAAAACCAUAUAAAUGUCAUGAAUGUGGAAAAUCUUUCAGGUGGAAUUCUAACCUUAUCGUACACCAAAGAAUUCAUACUGGAGAGAAACCAUAUGAAUGUACUCAUUGUGGAAAGUCCUUCAGCCAAAGUUCUGACUUUGUUGCACAUAAAAGGACUCACACUGGAGAGAAACCCUAUGAAUGUAACCAGUGUGGAAAGUCUUUCAUUCGAAGCACUCAGCUUAUUAGGCAUCUGAGAAUUCACACUGGAGAGAAGCCAUAUAAAUGCGGUCAGUGUGAUAAAGCCUUCACUGGGAGCUCUCACCUUAUUGAACAUCAGAGAAGUCAUACUGGAGAGAAGCCGUUCGAAUGCAAUCUUUGUGGGAAAGGCUUCACUGGGAGCUCUCACCUUCUUUCACAUCAGAGAAUUCAUUCUGGAGAGAAACCAUAUGAAUGUAAUGACUGUGGGAAAGCUUUUCGGCAGCGAUCUCAGCUUAUUGUGCAUCAGCGAACACAUACUGGAGAGAAACCUUAUGAAUGCAGUCAUUGUGGGAAAGCUUUCAGCCAGAGGUCUCCUCUCAUUGUGCAUCAGAGAACACAUGUUGGAGAGAAGCCCUAUCAGUGUAAUAUGUGUGUUAAAGCUUUCAGUCAGAGGUCACGCCUUACUGAACAUCAGAGAACACAUACUGGAGAAAAGCCCUAUGAAUGUAUUGACUGUGGAAAAGCCUUCAGUGAUCGAUCAACUCUUACAAAACACGAGAGAACACAUACUGGAGAAAAACCCUAUGAAUGUAGUCACUGUGAAAAGGCCUUUAGCCAGCGGUGUCAGCUUACUAGGCAUCAGAGAAUUCACACUGGAGAGAAACCCUAUGAAUGUAAUGAAAGUGGGAAAGCUUUCAGUUAUAGUACAUCCCUUAUUCAACAUGAGAAAACCCAGGGAGAGAAACCCUGUGAAUGGAUGGAAAACUCACUGCCAGACUUUCUUUACUAGACAGACAUCAGAUGACCAAGGUAUGGUUCUCAGAGUGUAGACUCAUGACCACAUUUAUUACAAUUGCUUGGAGUGUAUAUGUGUAAAAUGCACACUACCAAACUUACCCUCAUCUUACUAAAUCAGAAUCUCUAGCAGUUUAAAAAAAAAAAAGUGCAGUUUCUAAAAGUGCUUUAUGUGUACACUAAAAUUUAUUUACCUCUGCCUUUUGCUGAGAUGCUAUGAAUAUAACCACAUGAAAAACACCAGUCAGAGCUCUCAGCAGGAGUUAAAAAACUCAAUGGAGUCGUAUCCACUGGAUAAUCUUUUUAGUGCAAAAAGCUACCCAAACUCAAUCAGACCCUGUCCCCUUAACAUUCCUGGAAAUGAUGGCAGACUGAAAGCCCCACUCAGCAUUGCAUGAGGAAGGUGGUGUUUAAAGAUGAAAUUUGAAGCCAGACAUGUUUACUGUAAACAAACAAUUAAAAACACAAAAUGGGGAGUUCCCAUUAUGGC